Messenger RNA from Meleagris gallopavo (turkey), 658 nucleotides. The record is from RefSeq and is a predicted model, not a curated record. NCBI's taxonomy places the organism in Eukaryota, Metazoa, Chordata, Aves, Galliformes, Phasianidae.
GUCCAGGGGGUCCCUAAAGCCCCCUGCCCAUAGAACGCCAUGCGAGCCACCGUGGAGAGCCACGAGAGCAGCCCACGUCUGCCGGCCAUCCGGGUGUUGGUGGCCCUGGGACAGGAGGACCUCUCCAUCAAGAUGAGUGACCGGGGUCUGGGUGUCCCCCUGCGUAAGAUCGAGCGUCUCUUCAGCUAUAUGUACUCCACUGCACCCACCCCACAGCUGGGGGCUGGGGGGACCCCCGUGGUCGGUGCCCCCCUGGCCGGCUUUGGGUACGGGCUGCCCAUCUCCCGCCUGUACGCCAAGUACUUCCAGGGGGACCUGCAGCUCUUCUCCAUGGAGGGCUUCGGCACCGAUGCCGUCAUCUACCUGAAGGCUCUCUCCACGGAUUCGGUGGAGCGGCUGCCGGUGUACAACAAGUCGGCGUGGCGGCACUACCAGGCCAGCCAGGAGGCAGGGGAUUGGUGUGUGCCCAGCACCGAGCCCAAGAACACCUCCACCUACCGUGUGCCAUAGGGUGGGGGCACCGCCGGGACCCCCACUGUGUUGGCACUCGGGUGCGGGAGCGGGGGUGGCAGUGGGGUAUUACAGGAGGGAGGGGGAAGCCCUUGUUGUCUCCAGCCUCGGUGCCCGCCCCACGGUGGGCGCAGCCCUAUGGGCAGCG